Molecule: messenger RNA, 2295 nt
Organism: Chlorella variabilis
Lineage: Eukaryota; Viridiplantae; Chlorophyta; Trebouxiophyceae; Chlorellales; Chlorellaceae
Exons: 11
Coding region: 18-1613 (531 amino acids)
Biological process (GO): proteolysis
Molecular function (GO): protein binding; endopeptidase activity; serine-type peptidase activity
Source: RefSeq, a predicted model, not a curated record
AACUUUCAAAACCGAGCAUGCUGACGCUCAGCAGCAAGUGUGGCGGCAUAACAGGGCAGCGCCUUGCGCCUUGCCCUGCUCAACGCGCAAGACUGCCUGUCCAACGGCAGGCUCCCCGGCUCCACAGCCAACAUAGCCCCCAGCAGCCUGCAGAUGCUCUGAACGCGAUCACGGGGCGCCUGCAGCAGGCAGCCCUCAACUUGGGCAAGGCCCUGUUCGCCGCCGGCGCCGCCGCCACACUGGUGCUGGGCGCCGCGGCCCCACCCGCCGAUGCAGAAGCCGUGUUGCGCUUCCCAGUGGCCAAGGAGAAGCAGCUGUAUGAGAUCCAGAAGACGCUGGUGGAAGCAUGGAGCAUCGUGACUGAGACCUAUGUGGACCAGAGCUAUAAUGGCACCGAGUGGGACGAGGAGCUGGUGGCGGCGCUGACGUCUGUGGCGCAGGCGCCCAGCGUGGAGGAGGCCCGCACCCAGAUCCCGGCCAUGCUGGGCAAGCUGGGAGACCCCUUCACCCGCUGGCUGCCCCAGAAGCAGUACCAGGACUUCCGCAUCGGCAACGACGGCGCGCUGCAGGGCGUGGGCAUGCUGAUUGCCAGCGACCCGCAGAGCGGACGCAUGGUGGUGCUGGCGCCCAUCAAGGGCUCGCCCGCCGACCAGGCCGGCAUCCAGCCCGGCGACGAGCUGCUCAACGUGGACGGCACCAGCAUCAGCGGCCUGGACACAGACGGCGUGGCGGCCAAGCUGCGGGGCCAGGAGGGGUCCAGCGUGUGGAUCAAGGUGGCACGCCGCCGCACGGAGAUCCCCGGCGUGGCGGGCCUGCCCGCCGAGGGGCCCGCCGUCGAGUACAAGCAGUUCCGCCUGCGCCGCGCCCAGGUGGAGCUGAACCCCGUGUUUGCCACCACCAUGAUGAUGGACGACCACACUUACGGCUACGUGCGCCUCACCAGCUUCAGCCAGCACUCGCCAGACGACAUGCAGCACGCCAUCAGCCAGCUCAAGCGCGAUGGCGUGGAGGGCUUCAUCCUGGACCUGCGCAACAACCCGGGCGGCCUGGUGAACGCCGCCCUGGACAUUGCCAGCCUGUGGUUGGACGGCCCCGCCUCCGUGUUCAACGUGCAGGACGGCGAGUCGCUGGAGAGCGUGGGCCUGACCGAGGCCAGCAGCGCCGCCACCGACCUGCCGCUGGUGGUGCUGGUCAACAAGAACAGCGCCAGCGCCAGCGAGAUCCUGGCGGGCGCGCUGCACGACAACCACCGCGCGGAGGUGCUGGGAGAGUCGACCUACGGCAAGGGCAAGAUACAGAGCGUGUUUGAGCUGGCUGACGGCUCCGCCGUGUUUGUCACCGUGGCCAAGUACAAGACCCCCGCGGGCAGCGAGAUUGAUCAGAUUGGGGUGCAGCCCGACCGCGCCUGCUCGCCGCUGGGCAGCGGCGAGGGCGCCCGCCUGUCUUCCUCGGGCAUCCCUGUGGGGCCGGGGGCCAGCGAGAUGGUGAUUGAGGAGCUGGCCACAGACGACUGUGUUCUGACCGCCGAGUCUCUGCUGGAGAAGCGGGUGGAGCAGCUGCAGGUGGCCACCCUGUUUCGCGCCCCACCGCUGAUGGCCUCCUCCCGCAUCUAGGCAUGGCACACUGACGAGGUUUCUACGCUGCUGCGCCACCUGGCGGCCUCAUUUUUUCAUCCCUUGGCGCGCUUCUACUCUCUCCUUUCGCGCUGCUGUUGUUGGGAACUGCCGCCCCCUGUAUCACUACCCCACACUGCAUCCCGCCAUGCUUUGCCCGCGGUUCCCCUUCUUUUUCUCUGCGUUUGCUCUCCCCUCUGGCAAUUUGAAGAUUGAUCCCUUGUUUGACGCAUGAAUUGUUCGCAGCAGCUUUUCUCUAGUAUAGACGACUAUCUUCAGCAUCCAUCCAUCUAUCCCUGCCGAGAAGACCGCCCUGUGUUUACAUACUGUUGUUUGGUUGCCCAUUGUUCUUGCCACCUCUCCCUCCUUUUCUGACUGUGCGCCAGCCCUUCGGAUGAUUGUUGACUCGCUGCACAACACAUAAACCCAAUUACCACCACGCCGUUCUCCCCAUCAGCUGUCCUCUGUAGCCGGCCUGCGCUGGGUGGCUUGCAUCCUCCCCGACUUCUCCAACUCCUGUAUCCCCCGCUGCUGGCCUGUGCCAUAGACCUUCAAACGAAUGAUGCGAAUACCUUUCCCUGUAGCUGUGCGGCUGUCCCUUCCGGGCUCCCGCCCGCCUCAGCAGACCUCUGUGCUGUACUCUGCAUGGCUCGCUGUGCCGGCUGUAAGUGUCCAUCCUGUC